This is a messenger RNA of Drosophila grimshawi, 973 nucleotides long. Its product is annotated as seminal metalloprotease 1. The record is from RefSeq and is a predicted model, not a curated record. The transcript has 2 exons. NCBI's taxonomy places the organism in Eukaryota, Metazoa, Arthropoda, Insecta, Diptera, Drosophilidae. Bases 60 to 818 code for a protein of 252 amino acids. Gene Ontology annotation, biological process: proteolysis. Gene Ontology annotation, molecular function: zinc ion binding; metalloendopeptidase activity.
UACUGUGAAGACUUGCGUGAAUUGACUGGCAGUUGUGGAAAAUCCAUCCGGCGGUCAACAUGAGAGCCUUACCAAUAAUUCUAUUUGUCCUUGUAAGCAGCAAGAGCUGCCUUGCAGCUCCAGCAGUUCGUGUGGAAACCGAUCCCGAACUGACUGCCGGCUAUACACAAGGUGAUAUGAUAUUGGAAAAUCAGGAGAGAAAUGGGAUGAUCAACGAAUCUUAUCGCUGGCCAAAUCGCGUUGUUUAUUACUUCAUCAAUAGGGACAUAGACCAACAACAUAGGGAUCAUAUUCUUCGUGGCAUACGCAUCCUUGAGGCAAACUCGUGUCUGAUUUUCAAAGAAGCAAGCAGUGAUCUGCCCUACUAUAUAAAUGUCACCUCCGAGGCUGGCGGCUGCUUCUCGUAUGUGGGCCACAGAAACCGAGUCCAACAGCUCAAUCUGGAAAACUACGAUUUGGACAAGGGUUGCUUCCGUCUGGGGACCAUUGUUCACGAGUUUCUGCACGCCUUGGGCUUCUAUCAUCAACAGAGCACAUGGAACCGUGACGACUAUGUUCGCAUUGUGAUGGAGAAUAUUCAAGAGGGCACGGAGCACAACUUCGACAAAUACGACAAAGAGACUGUGGACAAUUACGGUCAGGAAUAUGACUAUGGCAGUGUAAUGCACUACCAGCCCACUGCAUUCUCCAAAAAUGGACAAAUGACCAUUGUGCCUUUGGAGGAAGGUGCUGACGAGAUUAUGGGACAGCGACUGCAGAUGAGUGGUCCAGAUAUUGAAAAGUUAAAUGUUAUGUAUAAGUGUCCAAGACAUGCUUGACGCAAUGCUAAAAUACAUAAGCAGAAAUGACCAAGAAGAUUUUGCUUUUGUCGCAUGCCAUGCAAUCAAAUAAACGAUAAGAUAAGAACUGCCCUAAUUGACGGUCUAUAUUUUCUAUUGUCAAUAAUGUGCUGUAAAUAAAGCUUUAAAGAUAA